UAAGUAUAAAAACCAUACAAAGGGAUGCAAGUUUGCCAGCAGCAGCAACAAUGAAAUACAUCUUAUUAGUUGUGAUCUGGGUUCUUACCCUAUUUAAAGGUUAUGACUUGUCUGCUGGGUGGGUUAACCGAGACUAUUCACAGUCCACUUUUGAUCUGGAUCGGGAUGUCCUUACCCAAGUGUUCAAGCGUUCAAUGACUGAUGUCUCACCAGCAAGAGAAAACCAUCAUACCUGCAAAACAUGGGGAACAGGAUCAUUCAAGGCAUUUAACAAUGAAGCUUUCUAUUUUGCAUCAACCUGUGACUUCGUGAUGAGCAGGCUAUGCAAACCUGGGCUUGAUGAUUAUGAGGUGAAGAUCCAACGAGGAUCAAAUGGGAACCUGGAGAAGAUAUACAUUAAAAUUGAUAGCACCGUGAUUGUUGUGAAGGAUGGUGUAAUUAAGGUUAAAGACGAAAUAGUAAACUUGCCAUAUGACAACAAGCUGAUCAAAAUUCAUAAUCAAGGACUUAACACCAGAUUUUCAAAUAAGAAGAAUUCCAUUGUCCUGAUCUGGAACGGUAAAGAUACAUUGUCGCUCAAACUUCACCCUAAAUACAGUGAAAAAGUUUGCGGACUCUGUGGAGACUAUGAUAAGAAGGGAAAAUCAAAACUGAAAUUUAAAAGCGUGACUGAGGUCUCACUUCGGGAUCACUCUGUUACGCCUGGCAAUUGCCAAAUUAAUGUACCUGAUAAUAAAUUAAACUGCAAAUCAGCCCAGGUUUGCCUGGAGACCAUCUCAGAACAUCUUUUUUCCUGUGAUGGUUAUCAAACCUACGAGAGUUUAUGCAGAUUGGACACGUGUACUUUUCCAAACAAUCCUCAUGGUCACUGCCCUAGUUUACAAGACCUUGCACAUCACUGCAAACCUAGGGGGAAAUGGAGAGUCACCUCAGGAUGUGAAAAUCCUAAAUGCCCUGAAAAUCAGAUCUACAAUGAUUUUGGUCAACAAUUUAUUCCAACGUGUACUGAUCCAGAUCCUCAAAAGAAAGAUACUUUUGAAAAUACUUGUGAAUGUCCAAAAGACACUGUUCUUGAUAACAUAAGACACAACAACAAAUGCAUCAGAAAAUCAGAUUGUCCAUGUGAGUACAGUGGAAAGGUUUAUGAUGCUGGAGAAGAAAGAAACACUUCUUGUGAAACAUGUUCUUGCAACAGUGGGCUUUGGGAAUGUACUGAAAAGCGUUGCUCCAGGAUUUGCAAAGUGGAAGAAGGAACACAUAUUACAACAUUUGAUGGGAAAUAUUAUAAUUUAAGAGGGGAUUGCACAUACUUUGCAGUUUAUGGAGUUUUCUGGACAGUGAAGAUUGAGAUGCAUUUAUGCCACAAAGCAACUAACCAGAUAUGCUUACGGCGUGUUAUAUUUUCCAAGGAUAAGACCACAUAUGAAUUCAAUAACAAUGGUGACGUUACUCUGGAUGGAGAAAAUGUUGCACUUCCACUGAAAAGGGAUGGAACUAUAAUAUUUAAACCGUCUUCACAUUUCAUUCAAUUUGAAACAACACAUGGGUUGGCAAUGCAAAUACAAAUUUCUCCCAUCAUGCAGCUUUACAUUUCGCUGCUGGAUGAUAAAAAACGAAGUUUAAGAGGCUUGUGUGGCGACUUUAAUGGCAAGGCUUCUGAUGACUUCAUGUCUAUACAGAACGUGGUGGAACAAUCACAUGUCCAGUUUGCUCAUUCAUGGGCAGUUGAGUCUAAAUGCAGCCCUCCUGAAAAGGAAAAUCCAACUUGUGUCAGUUCAGAAAAAGAAUACUACGCAAAGCAACACUGUUCCAUGUUGAAAAACGACCAAAGUGUUUUUGCUCAGUGUCAUUCCACAGUAGAUUACAUUCAAUACUAUCAGAUGUGCAAGAUUUCCAUAUGCAACUGUCAGAAUCUUGAUCACUGUAUCUGUGCUGCACUGGGGGCAUAUGUUCAUGCAUGUGCUGCAAGAGAUGUCAUACUGAAAGGUUGGACUCGAGGAAUUUGCAAUACAACCUGUGAGAACAACCAAGUUUUUGACAAUGAAAUGACAACCUGUAACCGGAACUGCAGAUCACUGGCAAAAGCUGAUUUCACUUGUGAUGUGAAGGAUACUCCAGUUUAUGGCUGUGGCUGCCCUAAGGGCAAGUACAUGAAUGAAAAGAGAGCCUGUGUUGAUAAGGGAGACUGUUCGUGUUAUCACAAGGGCACAUAUAUUCAACCUGGAGAGAAAGUUGAUGAUUGCUAUUGCCAAGGUGGAUCAAUUAUUUGCAAUCCAAUUACUGAAACCACUGCUACUCCCACAGUAUGUACGAAUGGAAAGGAACUUCUUCGUUGUUCCCCUUCUGGAAAUCAGACUCACUGUGGAAAGAAAUGCAGUAACCUGGCAUUACCAUGUCCAGACAAAUGUGUACCUGAAUGUAUUUGUCCUGAAGGUGAAGCUGAAGAUAACAGAGGAAACUGUGUUUUGACUGAAGACUGCCCUUGUUUGUAUGGAGGAAAUAGUUAUGCCAAAGGAAAAGUUAUCCAUAUUGAUUGCAACAAAUGCACAUGCCAGGGUGGAUUAUGGAGCUGUACUAAAAAGUCUUGUCCAAAGACCUGUCAAGUUUAUGGUGAAGGUCAUUACGUAACUUUUGAUGAUAAGCGAUUCACAUUUGAGGGUAAUUGUGAAUACGUAUUUGUUCAGGACCAUUGCAAUGGAAAACAUGGAACUUUUCAAGUACUCAUAGAAAGUGUUCCUUGCUGUGAAAAUGGAGUGACAUGUGCAAGAAAUAUUAAGAUUAUUUCUCAGGGAGAAGAACUAAUUUUGGAAGAUGGGAAAGUAAAAGAGUCUAGUGAAAAUUCCACUUUAAGUUGCCCAGGUUAUGAUUCCUAUUCACUUCACACUGUUGGGCUUUAUUUAAGCCUUACAUUUUCCAAUGGAAUCAAUGUAAUUUGGGACAAGCACACAAGACUUUCAGUCACUCUAGAUGAAAGCUGGAAGAACAAAGUGUGUGGUCUCUGUGGAAACUUCAAUGAUGACAGCGAAGAUGAACUAAAAACAAAAUCUAACUCAAUGGCAAGCAAUUCCGUUGAGUUUGGAAACAGUUGGAAGUCUACAGAUUCCUGCUCCAGUUCAGUGAAUCAAACUUUCCCUUGUGAGGAAAACCCAUUUUGUUCUCCAUGGGCAGAAAAAAAAUGUUCCAUCAUUAAUAGUCAGGAGGGAGUGUUUCGACAAUGUCACAAUAAGGUUGACCCUGACCCAUACUAUGAUGCUUGUCUCAAGGAAGCUUGUGCCUGUGAUAAGGAGGGAAAGUAUCUGGGUUUCUGUACUGCUGUAGCAGUAUAUGCAGAGGCUUGUAAUAAAGCUGGUGUUUGUAUUCGCUGGAGAACACCUGAACGAUGUCCUGUAUACUGUGACUACUAUAAUAGCGACAAUGAAUGCAGUUGGCACUACCAGCCAUGUGGAACAUUAACAGCUAAAACAUGUUCAGAUCACUCAGUUCGAAAAAAGCUCUCUGCAGUUUUUGAAGGUUGCUACCCAAAAUGCCCAGAGACAGCUCCUUAUCUGGAUGAAAAUAUCAUGAAAUGUGUCAACCUAUCUCAGUGCACCUGUUAUCACAAUGGUCAAAUAUAUAAUGCAAUGGAAACAAUAAAUGAUUGUCAAGACUGUGUAUGCCAUUAUGGAAAGAUCGAAUGUGAAUUUACCACGACACCAACUACAACCACCACAACACAAAGUACAAGUGUGACAAGUCCAACAACGUCUCUGACCACGACAUCUUCAACAUCACCAACAACAUUUACAACACCAACGUCCCCCACAACAACUCCAACCACAACAUAUACAACACCACCAACUCCAACCACAACAACAACCACAACUCCAACCACAUCCCCAACUCCAACCACGACAGCAACUCCAACCACAACAUAUACAACAUCAACAAUAACUCCAACCACAACACCAACCACAACAUAUACAACAACAUCAACAACUCCAACCACAACAACCACAACUCCAACCACAAUAUAUACAACAUCAACAACAACUCCAACCACAACACCAACCACAACAUAUACAACAUCAACAACAACUCCAACCACAACAACCACAACUCCAACCACAAUAUAUACGACACCAACAACUCCAAUCACAACAACGACUCCAACCACAUCCCCAACUCCAACCACAACAGCAACUCCAACCACAACACCAACCACAACAUCAACAACUCCAACCACAACAACAACCACAACAUAUACAACAUCAACAACAACUCCAACCACAACACCAACCACAACAUAUACAACAACAUCAACAACUUCAACCACAACAACAACCACAACUCCAACCACAAUAUAUACAACACCAACAACUCCAACCACAACAACAACGACUCCAACCACAUCCCCAACUCCAACCACAACAGCAACUCCAACCACAACACCAACCACAACAUCAACAACUCCAACCACAACAACAACCACAACAUAUACAACAUCAACAACAACUCCAACCACAACACCAACCACAACAUAUACAACAACAUCAACAACUUCAACCACAACAACAACCACAACUCCAACCACAAUAUAUACAACACCAACAACUCCAACCACAACAACAACGACUCCAACCACAUCCCCAACUCCAACCACAACAGCAACUCCAACCACAACACCAACCACAACAUAUACAACAUCAACAACAACUCCAACCACAACACCAACCACAACAUAUACAACAUCAACAACAACUCCAACCACAUCAUCAACAACUCCAACCACAAUAUAUACAACAUCAACAACUCCAACCACAAUAUAUACAACAUCAACAACUCCAACCACAUCCCCAACUCCAACCACAACAGCAACUCCAACCACAACACCAACCACAACAUAUACAACAUCAACAACAACUCCAACCACAACACCAACCACAACAUAUACAACACCAACAACUCCAACCACAUCCCCAACUCCAACCACAACACCAACCACAACAUAUACAACAUCAACAACAACUCCAACCACAACACCAACCACAACAUAUACAACAACAUCAACAACAACUCCAACCACAUCAUCAACAACUCCAACCACAAUAUAUACAACAUCAACAACUCCAACCACAACAACAACAACGACUCCAACCACAUCCCCAACUCCAACCACAACAGCAACUCCAACCACAACACCAACCACAACAUAUACAACAUCAACAACAACUCCAACCACAACACCAACCACAACAUAUACAACAACAUCAACAACCACCCCAACCACAUCAUCAACAACUUCAACCACAAUAUAUACAACGACACCAACAACGACUCCAACCUCAACAACAACUUCAACUUCUACAACACUGACCACAACAUCAAUUCCUUGUGCAGGUGAUUGGACAGACUGGAAAAAUAGCAACAAACCCAAUGUGACAAACCCAGGAGAUCGUGAAUCACCGGAGGGUCUCUGUAAUCCCAAUCAUUCACCCGAAAACGUUCAGUGUCAAGCUAUUAAGUACCCCACCAAACCAAUCUACGAAACAAGUAGCAACGUGUCUUGUGCCUUGCCGGAAGGCCUUGUAUGCACCCCGUCAUCCAAUGAAUUCAUGUGCCCUGACUACAGAAUUAGAGUAUGUUGUGUCUUCAUCAGCACAACAUCUCCAGCAACCACAACUCCAACAACCAGCACAACUGUUUCAGCUACAACACCAACAACCACAACAGUAACAACCACAACUCCAACAACCAGCUCAACAACUAUUUCAACCACAGCUCCAACAACCACUCCAACAACUUCAAUAACCAGCACAAUUGUUUCAACUACAACACCAACAACCACAACAGUAACAACCACAACUCCAACAACUUCAACAACCAGCACAACUCUUUCAACUACAACACCAACAACCACAACAGUAACAACCACCCCAACAACCACAACUCCAACAACCAGCACAACUGUUUCAACUACUACAACACCAACAACCACAACAGUAACAACCACCCCAACAACCACAACUCCAACAACCAGCACAACUGUUUCAACUGCUACAACACCAACAACCACAACAGUAACAACCACAACUCCAACAACCAGCACAACUGUUUCAACUGCUACAACACCAACAACCACAACAGUAACAACUGCCCCAACAACCACAACUCCAACAACCAGCACAACUGUUUCAACUGCUACAACACCAACAACCACAACAGUAACAACCACCCCAACAACCACAACUCCAACAACCACUCCAACAACUACAACACCAACAACCACAACAGUAACAAUCACAACUCCAACAACCAGUUCAACAACUAUUUCAACCACAGCUCCAACAACCACUCCAACAACUUCAAUAACCAGCACAAUUGUUUCAACUGCAACACCAACAACCACAGCAGUAACAACCACAACUCCAACAACCACUCCAACAACUUCAAUAACCAGCACAACUGUUUCAACUACAACACCAACAACCACAACAGUAACAACCACCCCAACAACCACAACUCCAACAACCAGCACAACUUUUUCAACUACUACAACACCAACAACCACAACAGUAACAACCACCCCAACAACCACAACUCCAACAACCACUCCAACAACUACAACACCAACAACCACAACUCCAACAACCAGCUCAACAACUAUUUCAACCACAGCUCCAACAACCAGCACAACUGUUUCAAGUACAACACCAACAACCACAGCACCAACAUCCACCUCAAUAAGUACAACUCCGACAACUCCCCCAACAACCACAUGUCCCUGCAAAGUGAACGAAACUCAACAGUGCACUGGGACAUGGACUGAAGACUGUUCUAUUAAACAAUGUAAAGGUAGACAAACUGUAACUAUAAAAAAAUGUGGAAAUGAAAAGCCUACAUGUGCCAACAAUUUAAAGCCCAUUGAAGUAAUAAAUGAAUGUGGCUGCUCAAGUUGGGAAUGUGGAUGUGAAUGUGAGGUGUAUGGUGACCCACAUUAUAUGACCUUCAAUGGGCUGUCUUAUAGUUUUUACAAGAAUUGCACAUACGUGCUUAUGGAAGAACGGAAUCCAAAAUACAACUUGCGUGUUCUAGUAGAUAAUUACUUCUGCUUUCCUAGUGCACCUAAUUCAUGUCCAAAAGGGUUAAUCAUUUUUUACAAAAAUGUUCAUCUCACCAUUUCAACCCAUGAUGAUGAUGUGUUAACGAUUAACAAAAUUCAACAAGGAAUUCCCCAUACAAGAGAUGGAAUAAGGAUAACUAAACUGCCCAGUGGAAGUGUAAAUAUUUACUUCACUCACAUUCAAACAACAAUCAUUGCUGACCGGUUUGAUUUUAAGAUAAGAGUGCCAGAAAAAUUCUUCUUUAAUAAUACCCAGGGGCAGUGUGGCACUUGUACAGAUGUUCCUGAUGAUGACUGCAUGAGACCAAAUGGGACAAAAGAGCAUACUGACUGCUGUUCCACAACAGCAUUAGAUUGGAAAUACGAUGACCCCAAUAAGCCAUAUUGUAAAUCAGCUCCGAAAGAUGAGAGUUGUGUUAAACCCACUCCCACACCCUGCAUUGCCACUGAUUCUCUAUGUGAGAUCAUUUUACAAAAACCAUUUGAAAAUUGCACAAAGAAUCAGCUUAAGCCUUAUUAUGAUAGUUGCGUAACGGACUACUGUCUAACAAACUCUACAGGGCUUGCUUGUUCCACCAUAAAAUCUGCUGCUGAACGUUGUAGCACAUGUGUCGACUGGAGAUCCACUAUAGAUGAAUGCAAAAUGAAAUGCAAUGAAAAUCUUGUUUACAAGGCUUGUGCUCAGAAAUCUGAUGAUUAUUGUCAGAACAAUUCAGUAAUAGAUGGGGGAAAUCUACUUUCUUAUCAAGAAGGCUGUUUCUGUCCAACUGGAAUGAUGAAAUCUGAAGACAAGACAAAAUGUGUUUCAACAUGUUGUCUGGACAAUAAUGGAGUACGAAGAAAGCUAAAUGACAAGUGGCAGGAUCAGAACAAUCCUUGUAUUUCCUACACAUGCACUUCAAAGGGCGUUACAACACAGACAAGGUCUUGUGGUAUUGAACCUCCUUGCAACGAGUCUAACAAAACAUGGGAUGAUGAGCACUGCUGCUACAGCUGUACGCCUUCAGGUUCUUGUAAGCUGAACACCAGACGAACCAAUGUCACAAAAGAAAUCAACAGUACAACCUAUACAGCAGAAAUUGAACUGAACAUAUGUCAAGGGAAUUGCCCUGGCUCAGCUGAAUACAACACUCAGACAGACCAAAUUGAACAUAAAUGUGAGUGCUGUCAAGAAAUAAGGACCGAAGUUAAGAAGGUGCAACUUGCUUCCCAAGAUGGUAGAGUAAAAAUUCCGUACAGCUACACCUACAUCAAGUCCUGUGGCUGUAAGGGGGACAUCUGUCCUGAGUAUGCUGCAAAAAAGCCACAUAACAAAGUGCUUUUCUAGAUGAUGGAGCCUAAUGCUGAAUCCAAUCCGCUAUUACCUUUUGAUAAAAAUUAUAAUUCAUUACAUUUGGCCAAUCACAUUAUGCUUAGAAAGAAUGACUUCAAAUUGAUUUUCAAACCUGCAGCAUUGUUACGUUGUUCUAUGAAUUUCUUUAUUUGUACUUAAUUGCUAAAG
Pristis pectinata (smalltooth sawfish) is the source of this 8600-nucleotide messenger RNA. Its product is annotated as mucin-2-like. The record is from RefSeq and is a predicted model, not a curated record. Gene Ontology annotation, molecular function: protein binding. Gene Ontology annotation, cellular component: extracellular matrix. The transcript is spliced from 44 exons. Bases 51 to 8426 code for a protein of 2791 amino acids. NCBI's taxonomy places the organism in Eukaryota, Metazoa, Chordata, Chondrichthyes, Rhinopristiformes, Pristidae.